Messenger RNA from Ailuropoda melanoleuca (giant panda), 933 nucleotides. RefSeq names its product olfactory receptor 10V1. Lineage: Eukaryota; Metazoa; Chordata; Mammalia; Carnivora; Ursidae. The transcript has a single exon. The coding region runs from base 1 to 933 and encodes 310 amino acids. Gene Ontology annotation, biological process: G protein-coupled receptor signaling pathway. Gene Ontology annotation, molecular function: G protein-coupled receptor activity; olfactory receptor activity. Gene Ontology annotation, cellular component: membrane. The record is from RefSeq and is a predicted model, not a curated record.
AUGGGGGAUGAAAACCAAACCGUAGACAUCCAGUUCCACUUUCACCCAUUUUCACCCAUUCUGGAGAUACAAAUACUUAUUUUUGCGGCUUUCCUGCUAAUGUAUAUUGGCAGUCUUAUUGGGAAUGCCACAAUCUUCCUCACUGACUGGGCAGAGCGAUCACUCCACACUCCCAUGUAUUUCUUUCUGGCCAAUCUGGCAGUCCUGGAGAUCUUUUACUCUUCCACUGUUGCCCCUCUUGCUUUGGUCAACCUCCUGACCAUGGGGAGAAUACCCAUCUCUUUCACAGGCUGUGGCACACAGAUGUUCUUCUUUGUCUUUCUGGGCAGUGCUGACUGUAUCCUCUUGGGGAUCAUGGCUUAUGAUCGGUUUGUAGCUAUUCGGGAUCCCCUGCGUUACACCCUGUGUGCCCAGCUGUGUGCCCAGCUGGCUAUGGGAGCCCUGGUCCUUGGUUUCAUUCUAGCCUUACAACUAACAGCUCUGAUUUUCCACCUGCCAUUUUGUGGCCACAACAGAAUUACUCACUUCUACUGUGAUGUGCUCCCCAUCCUGCGGUUGGCCUGUGGAGAUACUCGAAUGCAAGAAGCCAUGAUCUUCACUGUCAGUGUCAUCAUCCUUACCAUUCCCUUUUCCCUGAUCUCCAUCUCAUACAUCUUCAUCGUGGCCGCCAUUUUGAAGAUCCGCUCUGCAGAGGGGCGGCACAAGGCCUUCUCCACCUGCUCUUCUCAUCUAACCGUGGUUCUCCUCCAGUAUGGCUGCUGCAGCCUUAUCUAUUUACGCCCCAGCUCUAGCUACGACCCAGAAAUGGGUCGUGUGGUGUCUGUUGUUUACACUUUUGUCACCCCUGUCUUAAACCCCUUGAUUUACAGUAUGAGGAACAAGAAGCUGAAAGAUACACUAAAGAAGGUCAUGAAAAGACAUUUGCUGCACUAG